Molecule: messenger RNA, 2924 nt
Organism: Oryzias latipes (Japanese medaka)
Lineage: Eukaryota; Metazoa; Chordata; Actinopteri; Beloniformes; Adrianichthyidae
Gene: snx18a
Product: sorting nexin 18a
Biological process (GO): endosomal transport; plasma membrane tubulation; mitotic cell cycle
Cellular component (GO): cytoplasmic vesicle; plasma membrane
Molecular function (GO): phosphatidylinositol binding; protein binding
Source: RefSeq, a predicted model, not a curated record
CGAUUAGUCAGCCUGCUGGAUGAGCUGCUGCUGCUGCUGCGCGGUGCUUUAAGGCAGAAGCGUCCGAGCAGAGAGGAGAGGAGGGAGGCAGAAGAGGAGCACCGUCCACCACCUUUGAUUUAACCCACGCAAGUUCCAGGAAGAGAAAGGAGCGAUCGCGGAAGGAUACAGCGGGGAUUUUUCGGUCAGUUUGGGGGGCGUAGUAGCGCUCGUCCGGCUGCCCGCUGCUCUGUCCCGGCCAGCCAGCCGUGAGUGAGCCCGCUGCCUGCGGCUGCGCUGACCCCCCCGUCCUCCAGCUGUGGAGAAUCAUGGCGCUCAGAGCCAGAGUGCUGUACGACUUCACCUCCGAGAACCCGGGGGAGCUGUCGGUGAAGGAGAGCGAGCUCCUAACUUUGCACAGCGAGCAGGACAUUGAGGGCUGGCUGGAGGGGGCGAACGGCCGGGGGGAGCGAGGACUCUUCCCCGCGUCCUACGUGGAGAUCCUGAGGAACGACGCCGCCUCAAACAGCAACAGCUGCGGAACAUCUGGCGACACUUUGGCGGACUCUCGGUACUCCAACGUCCCGUCCUCGGGAUUUGACGGCACCUUCCAGCCUCCAGGGCAGCAUUUUCCCAAGUCUUCCUCGGGGUUGUCGUCUUUCUCAGUUACGCAGGCCAGCGACGAUGACUGGGACGAUGACUGGGACGAUAGCUCCACGGUGGCAGACGAGCCUGUGGGGGGGAGGUACCGUGAAGGGAACGGACCCUCCACCUACAGGGUGUCCACAUCCACGGGGUCCAGAGGCAAUGCGCAGCAGGCCAAGAGCUCAGCCACGGUCAGCAGGAACCUGAACAGGUUCUCCACCUUCGUCAAGUCAGGUGGAGAGGCGUUUGUGCUGGGAGAGGCUGCAGGCUUUGUGAAGGAUGGAGAUAAGAUCUGUGUGGUGAUGGGUAACUAUGGUCCAGAGUGGCAGGAGAACCCUUACCCGUUCAGCUGCGCCAUCGACGACCCCACCAAACAGACCAAAUUCAAGGGCAUGAAAAGCUACAUUUCCUACAAGCUGACGCCCACGCACACCCAGAACCCAGUGAACCGCCGGUACAAGCACUUUGACUGGCUCUACGCCCGCUUGGUGGAGAAGUUUCCCGUCAUCUCAGUGCCGCACAUCCCAGAGAAGCAGGCCACGGGGCGCUUUGAGGAGGACUUCAUCUCCAAAAGGAGAAAGGGCCUCAUAUGGUGGAUGAACCACAUGACCAGCCACCCCGUCCUGGCCCGGUGUGACGUUUUUCAGCACUUCCUUACCUGCAACAGCGCCGACGAGAAGGCCUGGAAGCAAGGCAAGAGGAAGGCAGAGAAGGACGACAUGGUGGGGGCCAACUUCUUUCUCACCAUCAGCCCCCCAGCGGUUCCUCUGGACUUCCAGGAGGUCGAGAGCAAAGUGGACGGCUUCAAGACCUUCUCCAAAAGAAUGGACGACAGCGCCCUGCAGCUACACGCCACGGUCAGCGAGUUCGCUCGCAAGCAGAUCAGCGGCUUCAGGAAGGAGUAUCAGAAAGUGGGGAUGUCCUUCAAGUUCCUGAGCCAAGCCUUCGAGAUGGACCAGCAGGCGUAUUCCUCAGGACUCAACCACGCCAUCUCCUUCACCGGAGACACAUAUGAAGCAAUCGGAGAGUAUUUUUCAGAGCAGCCCAGCAAGGAUCUCGACCCAAUCAUGGAUUUGUUGGCUCUUUACCAGGGACACAUGGCAAACUACCCAGACAUCAUCCAUGUUCAGAAAGGAGCCCUGACUAAGGUGAAAGAGAGCCAAAAACACGUGGAGGAGGGCAAGAUGGACCGCGCCCAGGCCGAAGGCAUCAGCGACCGCUGCAACAUCAUCUCCUACGCAACGCUCGCCGAGAUCCAGCACUUCCACCAGAUCCGUGUGCGAGACUUCAAGACUCAGAUGCAGCACUAUCUGCAGCAGCAGAUUGCCUUUUUUCAGAAAAUCACAGGAAAACUAGAAGAGGCCCUGCAGAAAUACGACAAUGCCUAGUAAUAACAGAUCACUUUUUUGUCCUUGAAGAUGACCACGGCCAUGUCAGCAAACAGCUGCCACUAUCAGUCACUGCUACAAUGAAACCAAGGAGAGUGGGACUUCAACAGUAUGACACAAAAGAAACAUCAAAUCCAGGUUUCUGGGUGAGACGACCACAUUUUGGGACACUGGAUGUGCUUUUGCAAAGUCAUACGAACUGCAGGAGACAAGUCCCUGACUUACAAAUGUGGAAAACAAAGUGACGGAGAAAGUCACUGCCAGGAUAGGAGCAGAGAUAAUCGUGUGGCCAACAUGCUGCCUUUCUUCAAACCUGAGCAACAGGUCAGAAAUGUUCCCGUCUCCUCUCUGAGCAGCCGGUGUCACCACUCCUUCGUGCCUUCUGAUGAAACCUUUCUGGAUGUUUUUGUUACCUUUUACUAAAAGGCUUUAUGUACUGUUUAUGUAGAAAUAUAUGUGUUUUUACACAACUACAAACUUUGGCAAAUAUAAGGCUAAAAAAGAAUCACUUUGCUCUGAAAGAGGGGAAGAGUCUUUUAUAUGGGGAGGUGUUUUAUUGUGGUGUUUCUUUUUUUUAAUUAUUAAUAAAGGCUGCAAAAUUAAUUGUUAUUUUUUAUAAAGAUCAGGGAUUCUUUGGCAUUGAGAGUUCAAACCCAUGUUUUAUCUGCCAGUGCGGAUUGAAAAAUUUGAGAAUUUAAGGCACGGUUGCAGUUUGUUAAAUCUGAAUUUGGGUUUUGAAGAUCAAAGGCAGAUUGGUUGGUAUGCGGCAGGCACUUUCUCACUGAUUUUUAAUAAUGGCGCUGUUUUAGACAAUUCAACUGUAUUAAUGUUUUUAACCUUUAUGAUGCUGGGUGCGUCGUAAAAACAACUUAGAAGCAGAGAUGCUAAAUAAAUUCAGCCUCCACUGAAAUA